This is a messenger RNA of Dermacentor andersoni, 825 nucleotides long. RefSeq lists its product as uncharacterized. Gene Ontology annotation, molecular function: protein binding. The record is from RefSeq and is a predicted model, not a curated record. Lineage: Eukaryota; Metazoa; Arthropoda; Arachnida; Ixodida; Ixodidae. Gene Ontology annotation, biological process: peroxisome fission; mitochondrial fragmentation involved in apoptotic process; autophagy of mitochondrion. Gene Ontology annotation, cellular component: peroxisomal membrane; mitochondrial outer membrane.
GAUGCUGGUCCACUAAGAGACGGCGCCAGCGAGCCAGCUUCCCACCAAAGUCGUGCAGCCGUGCUUCGUGCAGCAGCAGCCGGCGGCUGUAGCAACAGCAAAGGGCGAGCCAUGUCUCGUCCCGCGCCGCCCGACUGCGAGAGGCUCUUGCACGCCUAUGUGGACUCUGGCGAGCUUCACCGCAUCGAGAUCUGCUACAACGAGCACUUGCACCACGGGCACAUGCUGCCGUCCGUGCAGUACGACUACGGUCGCUGCCUCGUCUUCAGCCGCUUCCCGGCAGACAUCAUCAAGGGCAUCGUGCUCAUGGAGCAGCUGAUUCAGCUCGAGUACCGACCCGUCGACUCCUGCUACAUGACGGCCCUGGCGCACACGAAGCUUGGCAACUACAACACGGCGCUGCAGUUCGCCAAGAUGAUGCUGGUGAAGGACCCGCGCAACAUCCAGGGUGUCGAGCUACAGGAACUGAUCCACCGCAAAGUGCUGCGCGAGUACCUGUUCCAAGUGGCCGUCGUCGGCGGCGUGGUGAUCAUGAUCGGCGUGCUGAUCUCCAUGGUCAUGGCACGGCGCUGACACGGCACUCCGACACGAGCCUACGCGGGGUCUCGACGGACGCUGCAGCCACCCGUUUUCUUGCAGGCUGUCCACGGCGAAUCUUAACGUUCAGCUCAGCGGCUGAAGCUCAGCGAGUCCGUUUCGAGGCGGGGGCUGGUUUUUGCGCGAACGUGGAGCGAGCUUGUUCGCUAGCGCGAGCUUUCUAUAGAUCUCCAUGCCACCCACAACGAGAAUCGUUUACAAACAUGACGCCAACGUUGCCAAUGAGUA